Messenger RNA from Halichondria panicea, 5519 nucleotides. RefSeq names its product titin-like. The coding region runs from base 55 to 5307 and encodes 1750 amino acids. Lineage: Eukaryota; Metazoa; Porifera; Demospongiae; Suberitida; Halichondriidae. Gene Ontology annotation, molecular function: protein binding; GTP binding; GTPase activity. The transcript is spliced from 5 exons. The record is from RefSeq and is a predicted model, not a curated record.
UGUCCCACGAACCUGGACAAGAAUUAUAGCUGCUGCAAAGUGCAUACAUGCACCAUGGCAUCCAACACAGAGUGUACUAUAGAAAUGGACAAGCUAAAUCAAGGGGCACAAACUGACAGUGAUGAGAAAAGUGACAGAACGCAUCAAGAGGCUGAUAAUAAAACUCCAGAGCUAACACAAAAAGACUACCCUAAACAACGGAAAUUGGCAGAAGAAAAACUUGAUCCAUCUAUACCACUCGUCACACAUAGUCAACAUAGCAAAUCAAUCAUCGUAAACCAGGAAGCUAUGAGACUUUUACGCACUAUUAUAAAACCAGUUGCUGUUCUGGGCAUAUGUGGCCCUUAUAGAACCGGAAAGUCGUACUUCUUGUCACAAGUACUAGGUGGAGAUGAUUUCACAGUGAGCCACUCCAGGGAUCCCUGCACUAGAGGAAUCUGGAUGUCCACAAAUGUAUUAGAAUUCGAUGACCACGUCCUAAUACUACUCGAUACAGAGGGUACAGACGCUGCUCAGGAAAGUGAGAGCUCCUCCAGAGAGGAAGUGAUGAGUAUCCUCAUUCUUGUCACCCUACUGAGCUCUUGUUUGAUAUACAAUACCAAGGGCGGAGCAUUUAAAGAAUCAGAUAUCCAGCAAAUGAGCUGCUUUGCGAAGAUAUCUCAAUCAUUUUUGAUAAGCGAAUCUCUCAAACACGAUGACUUGCAUGAGAGCUAUCUCAAGAAACACUUUCCAAACUUUCUAUGGUUGAUGAGAGAUUCUGAUCUUAAAUGUAAACAUGACAAUGGUGAAGAAAUGUCAGUUACUGACUAUGUCCUCCAAAAAAUCUUAGUGACAAACAAUAGAGGUGAUAAACCACUAAGCACGAGAGACAGAGCUGUCAGGAGUGUGCGAGCAAUAUUCCCACAAAUCGAGUGCCUGGAUAUUCCCUCACCAGGUGCAGGUAUUUCUAAUCCGGACAAAAAGCACCUCAUUGACCCAGACUUUCACACGAGUAUAGACUCUGCUAAGAAACAUGUUGUCAGCAACACGCCAGUGAAGCUAGGUUUCAAUGCAUCUACAGUUAUGAAUGGACCAAUGUUGGCUGCUUUACUUGAUGAGUAUGUGGAAGCUCUCAACAAACCAGGCACUGUUCCAAACCUCGAGGUUAGCUACCAGAAGGUAGUUGAAAUAACACUAACAGAAACAACAAUUGACCUAGCCGAAAAGUACCACAAGCAAAUGAGCGAAUUUUUAGACCUAAUGCUCCCUCUAGAAGAAGGAGACAUUGAAGCUCUUAAACAUACACAUUCUGUGCUACUUGAAAAAAGUCUAAAAGAUACCUUAAAGAUGCCUAGUGAUCCAACCGCAACUGUGAAUAAUACAGACACACUGUUUGAAGUACAUGAAAGGGUUUACACAAAUAUAUUGAGUGAAUUCACAAUUGAGUUACACAGACUGAUUCCAGAAGCAGCAGACACAGAUGAAAUACUUCAAAAGGACGAACAAACAAGAAAGAGGCGAUUGCUAAAGAAAUUUGAGAAACUGAUCAUUAAAAUAGACCAGAGUAAUGUAUUGGGAGGAUACAUAUCUCAUGUCACACAGCUCAAUACAGAGAAAUCUGAAGACUCUUGUAAGAAUGUUUUUGAAAAAAUCUAUAAGCACCAAAUACAAACAGGAGCACCAGAACGAGAAGUACUUAAAGAAAAGUACUACGGGCAAGCAGUUGGACCAGCCAAGAACAAAGUGUUUGAUGACAUGAUUUCUCAAAUUCCGGGACCUCCACAAAAUGUAACUAUGAAAUUAGAAACACAAAUUUUAUCUUGGGAGAAGCCACUAGUAAACGCUGAUGCUGUCAACUACUAUUAUGUUGAAUGGUACAGAGAAGGAAAGGACUUUACUAAACGAGAAGUUAAAACGGCUCACACUAUAACUCAAUUUAAACUUAAAAAGCUUAAGCCUAAAACUAACUACAUCAUUAAAGUCAAAGGAUUUAAUGAUCAUAAAAAUAGAUAUGGUGAAUACAGUACUGUUUUUAAAUGCCUGACAAAAGCUGGAAAACCUGAAAAACCGAAGAUGGUUAAAGUAAGUCCACAAACAGAAGAAACAGUCAAGCUUACGAUUACAAUGUUGUCAGAAGCAGAACAAAACGGAAGUCCAGUCACGGACAUCAUUAUCAGCAGACGAAGUGACAAAGAUCCUAAUUGGGAAUCUGAAACUUUAACUGUAGCAGAUCCUUUUCAGAGAGAAUUUCAGAUUCAGGAUGUUCACAUACACUGUAAAAACAAUGAGGAUACAUGGUGGUUUCGAGUUCAAUUUAAGAAUGAAGCUGGAAAAAGUGAACUGAGUGACAGUGCCCAGCUGGAAAUAGCCGAUAUGAUACCAGGAAAGCCAGAGAAUAUCAAAACCAUUGCUAAGGCAAGACAAAUUCAAGUGGAUUGGGAUCCUCCAUUAAGUAACCCAGGAGCGGUAAACAGCUAUCAAAUUCAAUAUUGGGAAAAAGGAGAUGAUCAAGAACCGAUUCCAAUCAAGUCAGUGAGAAAGAAAGUCAGUCACACUGACAGAUCUCUGCAACUAACUUCACUAAGUCCAUACACAGAAUACACCAUCCGAGUUUAUGCUAGAAACGACAAGAACAGGGCAGUCAGUGAAUAUUGUACUAAAGAUGUCCAGACACUAGCCGACAUUCCAGACAAACCACACCCACCAACUGUCAGGGUGACCUUAGCCAGCAAAGCACAGAUAACAUUCGACCGACAAAAGCCAAACGAAGAAAAUGGGAAGCCAGUCAACAAGAUAGCUAUUGAGCGACAAAUUAAAAGAAACGAACAAACCGGAGAGUGGACUGUAGUGGAAAAUCAUUCCCUCGAAAAUUCAACUGAGAGUGAUAUCACUUUGCCAGUUGAAUUAAUCAACCUCACUGAACCUUUAAUUAGCUGCUAUCGUAUUGUAACUAUUAAUUCAAUUGGAAGAAGUGAACCAAGCCAAGCGGUAGAGGUAUAUCCUGAAAAUGUAAUCCCCGGAUCACCAGAAGAGCUUAGUUCAACUCCAACAAAUAAUUCUAUAACCAUUUCUUGGAAAAAACCAGAAAUUAACCCACUAGCAGCUAAGCAGUACCAGAUACAGUACAAAGAAGAAGUGAAGGAAACAUGGACUUCAGAAAAAGCAAAUACAGACACAUUUUCAUGUUCUGUAUCUGAACUUCGGCCCAACACUAAAUACAAUUUCAUUGUACAAGCUCUAAACGGAACUCUAAUGUCAGAGGAAGCUACUUUAAAUGUAUGCACACCACCCUCUGUACCACCAAGGCCAGCACCACCAAUUUUGAUUCCAAGAGGAAGAGAAUUCAUAUUGAAGGCUUAUCUACCCCUACUUAAAGAAAGUGGGAGAGAAACUACAGAGCUUCAUGUUAACUAUUACAACUAUGAUAGAGAUUCAAAAGUAUCAAUGGACUACAAAAUUGAGCAUAUAACAUCGGUAGAGGACAAUACCCACGAGCAGCAAAUACAAGUCAAUAUCGAUGAGACAUGCUGGAUAAGUAUUUGUCUUAGCAAUGAGGUAGGAAAAAGUCAAGAAAGUGACUUAGCUGGUAUAGCUCAUGGUGGGGUGACUCCUGGUGAGCCUGAUAAAUUAGAAUGCACACCAGAAGCUCAAAAUGUCAAGCUAUCAUGGAAUGUACCAAAACUAAAUGGAAAUGCAGCUAAAUACUAUGACAUUCUUACUAAAGACAAAGAAGAUCAAGAGUGGACAAUACUAGAAAAGGUAUCAGUACAUCAAAAAAGGUUUAACAAAACUCUUUCUUUUGAAGCCAAAAUAAAUGGUCUUAAUCCAUUCACAACUUAUCAUUUUGGAGUUCAAGGUGUGAAUAACACAACAAUAAAUAUCUGUGAAGGAGAUAUAGCCGAAUUAGAGACUAAAACGAAGAAAGCCCCCCCAGACAAACCUCUUCAGCCAAAUGUUAAGCCUAUUAUGGGAGAACCAUUGCUUGCUGAACUAGAGCUCAAAAUGUUAACAAACAAGCAAAUGAACGGAAGUCCCGUACACAGUGUCAUUAUUGAAUGUGAGUACAAUAAGGAAACGAAAUGUUCCGAAGUUCUAUUAAUAGCCGAGCAACAGGUAGAAAACACAAAUUCAAAGGUUACGAUUGAUUUACCUAAUCUACGAGAUACAAACAUCCAAACUUACCUAUUCCGGAUCACACUGAAAAAUGGAGAAGGGAAUAGCCCUCCAAGUGAUGCAUUCCUAAUGUCAGUUUCAGAACUACAACCAGGACCACCAAAGAACAUAAAUAUCCCAGAAAUCACAGCUCACACGUUGCAAGUUAAAUGGGAGGAGCCUGCUAUCCAUCCAGCACUUGUUACACACUAUGACAUAGAGAUCAGACACAGUGAAAGAAUUUCUAUUAGUGUCAAGAGUAACGUAAAAGAAUAUACAUUCACUAAUUUGCGUUCAAACCAACAGUACUGUAUCAAAGUUAUUGCCGUAGCUAAAAAAAACAGCGAACCAAUACAAAUGAGUCCGAGUACAUCCAAAAUAUUCCCAGGUGCCCCUUUAUCACUUUUUAUUGACAAAAUAAGCAGCAACAGCGUCAAGGUUCGAUGGAGAAAGCCAAAUAGAAAACCUGAAGAGGUACAUUUUUAUACAGUCAGAUUAAGAGAAGGCAAUUACAAUACGGCUCUAAAAAAUAUUGCAGAAACUAGAAUUCCCAAGGUGAUACAAGUGCGACGUACCAAGGGAAAUUCAACCGUUUUUGAGAAUCUGUAUCCAUUUACAACUUACACAGUUAGUGUAGGCUCAUACAAUGACAACAAAAAAAGACAAGAGGACGCUACAGAAUAUACAGUGUUUAAAACCAAGAUGAGUGCUGGUGCUAAAUUCGCAGCAGAACUUUUUACAGCACCCACGAUAUUUGGUCCAGGUGCUAUAGCAUAUGCACAAAGAACUGAUGAAAACAUAUAUCAAUCAGAUGAUGAAUUCAAAGCCGACCCAGGCUUAUACCCAAGUGUCCCAGAGGAACUCAAAUGGGAAUUGAACGGAUUUAACAAAAUAAAAGUUGAUUGGGAGCUACCGACACAAAACUCAGAAGAAGUACAUCACUUUAAAGUCCAAGUAUCAGAGGAAGGUAAUGAGGAGAUGCUUCACGACAUUGAAAGCUAUGGAACAAGUGAAACAUUUAAACUUGCUGACACCACAAAAACCUACGAAGUUAGAGUGACUUCAUUCAAUUUUUACGGAGAAAAACAACCAGUUGGCACAGCCACAAACACUUUAGUUAUACGAGCAGAUCAUUUACACACACAAGCAUUGCAAGAAGAAAUAUCAUCACUUUAGAUCAAUUGUACAUCACACAGUAUUGAAUACACCUUUUUGUUUUUGUAUAAGAAUUUCACUGUAUAUCGAAUAACUUGUAGGUUUUAUUUAAGUGUACAUCCUUGUAUCAAGUAGCAGAGACUAUAAUCACUUUUUUGAAUGCCAUGCACUUUUGUAAGAUUGUAUUUUCUACAAGGAGAGCGAAAAUGGUGUUUAAUCAUGUUUGCCAUAAA